Messenger RNA from Rotaria sp. Silwood1, 447 nucleotides. The record is from the annotation of a GenBank genome assembly. Lineage: Eukaryota; Metazoa; Rotifera; Eurotatoria; Philodinida; Philodinidae.
AUGUUAUCUGAUGAUAAAGAUUUUCGUUUAAUGGCAACAUUAGAUUUAAUAUAUGAUUUACAAAAUGAACCAAUUAAAUUAGAUGAUGAUAUACAAAAUCAAGCUGUUAAAUGUCUUAGACCAUUAGUAUGUAAAAUAAAAGAAGAACAAAUUGAAAUUAUAUGUGAUACAUUAUGUUCAUAUUGUACAAAUAUGUCUCAAGAUGCUGAAAAAUUCCGUAAUAUACCAAAUACUGGUUUAAAAACCAUUAUCGCAUCAUUAGCAUCAACAAAUUCAGAAGCAACAAAUGAUAUAUCAAAAAAACUUAUGCAACGUUUAUUAACAGCUAUUCAACAAGCAUUUGGUGAAUACAGUCAAGUAAAAAUUAUGGAUAUUAUGAUUGAUAUGCUUUCAAGAUUUGGUACAAAUUUAUUAACAUCUCAUUCACAAUUAAAACAAAUUUUAUGA